UGUCAUGUAAUGGACGUGCAUUAAAGCUGCUUUUCAUAAAUAUUUGCAAAAUAUGUAACAGUUGUGGAAAAACUUGUGUUCAAAAGUGUAGUGUAAAUAUAUUUUUAUAUUUUGAUACUAUUUGCAAAUUAUUUUUUAUUGAAAAAGCGUGAAGUGAAUCAGUUACAAUGGCUACACCAUCUAAUGGCAAUGGCAAUUUAGUAGAUGAGUUUGAAGAAGCGUUUCAGUCAUGUUUAAAUGUGCUAACAAAACAAGAAGCUACACCAACAUCUGAUAAAGAAGAAAUUCGAACAGAAGUCGAUACGCUCAUUCAGCGAUUCAUUGAUUUGGGGAGACAAAUGGAAGCAUUUUUUCUUCAGAAGCGUUUCUUAUUAUCAGCUUUAAAACCAGAUCUUGUAUAUAAAGAAGACAAUAAUGAACUGAAAUUAGAACUUACGAGAAAAGACGAAGUGAUUAAAAGACAUCAUGAUAAAAUCAUAGUAUGGCAAAAACUGCUUGAUGAUUUGCAGGGUUGGGCUAAAUCACCAGCACAGGGUUCAGCAAGUACACCGACUAUGUCCAACGGAUCAUCUUUAACACCUGGUGGUGGAAGCGCAAUAUCAUCACCAAUUUCACAAUCAGCUGCACCAAUGCCAGGUGUACCCGGAAUGCAAAGUCCACUACAGGUAAAUUCUUCGACACAAAUGCAGCAAGCUCAACAGAUGCAACAUUUGCAACAACAGCAGCAACAGCACAUGUUACAACAACAACAACAGAUGCAGCAAAUGCAACAGCAGCAUAUGCAACAAAUGCAGGUUGGAGCAGGGGGUCCAAUGGGUGUGAGUCCACAACAAGCAAUGUUUAUGCAGCAGCAAAAUUCUAGAGGGGCAUUCUCCCAAGGACCGGGAAAUGUACUCCAAGGACCCCUUGCUUAUUUAGAAAAAACAACCAGCAAUAUAGACCUAGUGGGUAUGGGCGAUGGACGCAGGUGACGCGGGCGCGGCCGCGGUCGCGGGCGUGGCCGAGGCAGAGGAAGAGGUCGCGGCCGAGGUUCCUCAACUCCUGAGUACACCGUGUCCUCCACACCACCCGGUGGAGGAACGAUUCCUUGAGUGUGGCCUUACCAAUCUCCAUAUCACACCGGCGAACAUCAUGGUCAAACAGACUCUCCAAUGGGACCUUCUUGCAGCGUUAGUAAUCCGGAAGCUGGCUGCUCGUGCUCGCACCAGUGCCAUCAACCAGAUGACGUGGAUGAUACUGUUUGGUUUUAAGCUGGUGUAUAUGGAUAUUGGUUAGGUAUUGAAAUCUUGAUUCUU
Molecule: messenger RNA, 1295 nt
Organism: Ctenocephalides felis (cat flea)
Lineage: Eukaryota; Metazoa; Arthropoda; Insecta; Siphonaptera; Pulicidae
Product: mediator of RNA polymerase II transcription subunit 28-like
Exons: 6
Coding region: 168-971 (267 amino acids)
Cellular component (GO): mediator complex
Source: RefSeq, a predicted model, not a curated record